Molecule: messenger RNA, 909 nt
Organism: Seriola dumerili (greater amberjack)
Lineage: Eukaryota; Metazoa; Chordata; Actinopteri; Carangiformes; Carangidae
Product: potassium channel subfamily K member 3-like
Exons: 3
Coding region: 1-909 (302 amino acids)
Biological process (GO): potassium ion transmembrane transport; stabilization of membrane potential
Cellular component (GO): membrane
Molecular function (GO): potassium ion leak channel activity
Source: RefSeq, a predicted model, not a curated record
AUGAAGACGCAGAACAUCAGGACCCUCUCCCUCAUCCUCUCUAUUAUUCUCUACUUGCUCAUAGGAGCCGCCGUCUUCGACGCGCUAGAGUCGGGAAGUGAGAGUUCAAAGAGAAGGGCGCUGGAGCAGAAGCUGAACGAGCUGAAGAAGAAGUACGGCUUCACCGAGGAUGGCUACAGGGAGGUGGAGAGAGUGGUCCUGCUGUCGGAGCCGCACCGAGCCGGGAGGCAGUGGAAGUUCGCCGGCUCUUUUUACUUUGCCAUCACUGUUAUCACCACGAUUGGUUAUGGCCACAUUACUCCUCGAACUGAUGCUGGCAAGGCCUUCUGUAUGUUUUACGCACUCCUGGGCAUUCCUCUGACACUGGUCAUGUUCCAGAGCGUGGGUGAGAGGAUCAAUACUUUCGUCCGCUACCUCCUGCGAAGAGCCAAGCAGGGCCUGGGCUUACGGAAGACGGAGGUAUCCAUGGGGAACAUGGUUCUGGUGGGUCUGCUGUCUUGCGUGAGCACUCUGUGUAUUGGAGCUGCGGCCUUCUCUCAUUUUGAGGACUGGACCUUCUUCAACGCCAUGGAGGGGGGCACCAGCUGUACUAACCUCCUCCCCUCUCCUGCAGAGGAUCGCAGACUCAUUAUAUCUGAACACAGAGAGCACUCAAAGAUCCCUGAACCCUGCAGACUCAGAGCCUUGUUCUCCUGUAUUUGCUGUGGCCUGGAUAUCUACAACAGCCCCCCUCCAUCUCACAGUGAUCAGGACCGUGGCCACAGCAAUCCCGUCUUCUACAACUCCAUCUCCUACAGGGUGGACCAGGCCUCGUGCAGCUCCUGCACCGCGUCGUCACAGGCCUCCCCCAGCAGCGUCACACUCUGCCUGGGCAAGAACAAUCCUCACACCAGGAGAAAGUCAUGCUAG